Messenger RNA from Dichomitus squalens LYAD-421 SS1, 831 nucleotides. RefSeq lists its product as uncharacterized. NCBI's taxonomy places the organism in Eukaryota, Fungi, Basidiomycota, Agaricomycetes, Polyporales, Polyporaceae. The transcript has 6 exons. Bases 1 to 831 code for a protein of 276 amino acids. The record is from RefSeq and is a predicted model, not a curated record.
AUGGUCGCCGUUGCCUGUAUCUUAUUUUUCCUUAGCACUAUGAGAUGGGUCGUGGAUGUGAAACUCAUCUAUGACGGGUUUAUCGGGUCUGCGGACCCAGCUUUGUUCUUUCAGGACACGAGCAAGCAGACCUGGAAGAAUGCCGUUUACGCAUGUCAGACCUUCCUCGGCGAUGGCGUCCUCAUCUACCGCGCUUACAUCGUCUGGCAAAGCCCCUGGGUCAUCGUGAUUCCAGUGCUGUCCUACCUCGGCAUGGUGGUCGCCGCCAUCCACACGGUCUGGUCCAUCGCCCAACCUACCGUCGAUUCGAGCAAUAUCUUUCUACGUCAAACGGGCCAAUGGGUACUGUCGUUCUAUUCCACCACUCUCGCGACGAACCUCCUGGCAACAAGCCUCAUCGCGUACAGGCUCUGGACAGUGAACGCCUCCGUCCACGGUCUCCGCAAAUCGUCCGGGCCGAUGCCCAUACUUCUAAUCAUCGUAGAGUGCGGCGCGUUGUAUUCGUGCGCGCUCAUCAGCAUGAUCGCCGCGUACACUCUGCACUCCAACAGCGCAUUCCUCAUCAUCGACAUCACCGGUCCCAUCAUUCCGAUCACCUUCUAUCUCAUCAUCAUUCGUGUGACUAUGGCGCGUAUAGCACGAACCCACGUAACUUCUGGAUCUACGAGCACAGGAGCACACGGCCAAUACCCUCUCCGCCCGUGGGAGGUGCGCAUAGGUCGAUUCACCGAGACGUACACCACCACAGACCCCUACCCUUCGGUGUCACUCCCUUCGCAGCAAGACAACAAGGGCACGGAGCCGAUGACUGGCGAGCCAGCUCAGGUCUAG